AUGGUUCGCGAAUUCAAACAAGGUAGUCGGCCAAAACGACUGGCCAAAAGACCCAAAAUCAAAGGCUGUCACGAGUGCUCUCGCCGUCGAAUUGACUGUGACCGCGGACAGCCAGCUUGUCAAAAAUGUGUAUCGAAGGGCCUUGAGUGUAGUGGCUUAGGAACCAUAUAUCGCUUUCACAGUGGUCCCCAAUACAAGAAGAAAAGUAACGGCAGUGAAAGAACAUAUAAUACUGACACAGACCCUAGACAUCCCUCUUCACGUAUUCCAAAUUCUUCAAAGUGUGAAGGAAUGAACUCCAACGGCAUCAGUUAUUCAACUACAGAUGCUAAGCAAAAAGCCGAGGUUUGUGUAUAUGCCUCAGGAAUCAAUACAAACGGACUUUCGAACCUAGGGAAAUGCAAUAAAGAGCCCCCCAAACCUUUUCUGAACUUUAACACAUUACGUCCCACUGAGCCAGCAAUUCGAUCAUUAUUAAAAUAUUUCUCACAACACAUUGCACCGCUUGCAGCAAUUAUCGACGUCGGGUUCAAUGGAUACCGAGACUUGAUCAUUCCGCUCGCCGAGAGCGAUAAACUGGUUCAAAAAGCAGUUGCGUUGGUCUCUACCAAUCAUUUAUCAAUGAAGUUAGAAGGCCUCGUAAUACCAAAUGCUGCUCUCUAUUCCGAGGUGUUUGACGAGCUGCUGUUCCGUUCGCAAAAUUCAGAUCCCAGUCAUGAAACGGCCAACCUUACUGCCACUCUUCUUCUUUUACUAUCGGAAAUGAUCACAGGUAAUGUCAAUUUCAGUGUGAUCUAUAAGAUGUUACGCGACUUUUUGUUUGCUGCAGGUGACCGACUAGUUCUAGUCAGCUGCCAGCUUGAUGAAUUUUUGAGAAUUCAAAUUCAACGUUUCCAGCUAUUUGUCGAGCCUUUAUUGGAUGAAACGAGAGGGUCCCUUUUUGUGAUGAUGCAGACAGAGGACUGUCUGGAAUUUCUUAGAUUUUGCCUCACCCUCCAUCCAGAGUACCAGGAUCAGUUAGGUCUUCUACGAGAAAUGAUCACUCUGGCUUGUGAUAUAUAUGUCCACCGUGCAAUCAAUGAUCCACCGAUAUCUUCGACAAGCCACUUGAUAAAAAAAUUUCGACAAGUUACUCUUGACUUUGAACAGCGUGGGAGCAUGAUCGGAUGUCAUGUAUUAAGCUGGCCUUAUUUUGUUGCUGCAGCAGAAAGCGUACACUUGGAAGAUCGCACAUUCUUUGUUCACCGAUUAGAAAUUGUGUGUACGACAACAGGAUUCCAGAAUAUCCGUGGUGCAAUACAACAGCUACAACAUAUUUGGGAAUGUCAAGGCACUACGCGAUGGACCAGUCUUCUUGGAGGGCCAACGCAAGUUUUGAUCAUGUGAAGCUGGCAGAAGAAGAGACGGAGAAUAGCAAACCAAACAUCCUAUUACAGGACAUCCCAGAAACGAGAAAUAUCGGUAAAAAACCAUAGAUCUUGGACAUGCUGCUAGGCGCGAAUUCUUAGUG
Molecule: messenger RNA, 1510 nt
Organism: Talaromyces proteolyticus
Lineage: Eukaryota; Fungi; Ascomycota; Eurotiomycetes; Eurotiales; Trichocomaceae
Exons: 5
Coding region: 1-1386 (461 amino acids)
Biological process (GO): positive regulation of transcription by RNA polymerase II
Cellular component (GO): nucleus
Molecular function (GO): zinc ion binding; DNA-binding transcription factor activity, RNA polymerase II-specific; transcription cis-regulatory region binding
Source: RefSeq, a predicted model, not a curated record